UUUUAUGCUUCAUUCUAUGUUUGCAGCUCUUAAAGGAUGUUGCUGAGCUACGAACCUUAGUUGCCUCUUCCACAAGGAAACGUGUCCAGGAUAUCCUUGCUGAUGAAUUACGAAAAAUGGAACAAGAAGUUACCAAGUUACAAGAAGAAGUGUUGAAGUCAGAGCCAACUAAACCAAAGGAUAUCACUAAUAAGAUCUAUGAUGUUAAGAUUCGCAAUUACUCUUGGGAUCAGUCAGACAAAUUUGUGAAACUAUAUAUCACACUGAAGAAUGUUCAGAGUUUACCUAAAGAAAAAAUUAUUUCAUCUUUUGAAGAGAAGAGUUUUAAUUUAACGGUGCAGGAGUUGGAUGGAAAAAAUCAUCAUCUCACUAUUGCUAAUCUUGCAUCUAAAGUAAAGGUUGAUGCCAGCUACCAUAAAGUUAAGACAGACAUGGUGGUUGUAUUCCUUGCAAAAGCUGAAGCAAAGAAAUGGGGAGCAGUAACAGCUGAAGAAGUUCAGAUACUUGAAGCUCGAAAGCCAAAGGGAAGUGCAGAUGACCCUAGUGGUGGCAUGAUGGAUUUAAUGAAGCAGAUGUAUUUGGAUGGUGAUGAUAAAAUGAAGCAGAUGAUGAACAAGACUUGGUAUGAGAGUCAGCAAAAGACACUUCGGGGUGAUCCUGGGAUGCCUGGCUUGGAUGAUGUAUAAUACCAAAAGUUAUUGCUCACAUUGAGAGAUGGUUUUAUAUUGUUUAUGUGGUUAAAAGUAGGAUAUCACUGUAAUAUGAUUUUCUACCUCUUGUGUAAUGCUGCUUUAAAUAGUAUUUCCUUUUGACAAGUUAUAAUUGUUGAGAUUCCCUAUAAAGCUUAAAUCCCAUUGAAAGUUAAGAAGUCAACAUUGUGGUCUGUUAAACUAUUUAUUAUUGUUUUAGUUAAUAACCUUAUAAAAAUUAUUGCAGAAUUUAGGAUAGAUAAUAUUACAGAAAUUAUUACAUAUUCUAGAUUAUAUUCUAGAUUAUUAUUUACUGUAUUUUGUAAAUUAUUGAUGUAAUCAUUAGAUUAAUCCUCAGUGCUGUUUAUCUGUAACUUCUUGAGCACAAAUUAUGGGAGUAGAAAACUUUCCAAGGUGAAGGAGAUUUUCAUUUAGUAAUUUAAUUUCAGUUCCUUAUAUUUGUAAAGGUCUGUUUAUUUAUCAUUUAGUAGUAUUUCCUUUGUGAAGCAGCAAUGCAUUUGAA
Macrobrachium nipponense is the source of this 1212-nucleotide messenger RNA. Its product is annotated as calcyclin-binding protein-like. Gene Ontology annotation, cellular component: nucleus. Gene Ontology annotation, biological process: heart development. Gene Ontology annotation, molecular function: tubulin binding; ubiquitin protein ligase binding; S100 protein binding. Bases 117 to 686 code for a protein of 189 amino acids. The transcript is spliced from 6 exons. The record is from RefSeq and is a predicted model, not a curated record. Lineage: Eukaryota; Metazoa; Arthropoda; Malacostraca; Decapoda; Palaemonidae.